This is a messenger RNA of Linum tenue, 539 nucleotides long. The record is from the annotation of a GenBank genome assembly. NCBI's taxonomy places the organism in Eukaryota, Viridiplantae, Streptophyta, Magnoliopsida, Malpighiales, Linaceae.
CAACCUCACACCUCUUCACCUUCCUCCUCGCGAAUCCUAGACUAGAAAUCAACCGCCUUGCCUCCGGUUGACUGCUGAGGCUCGCCGUCGGACGCUCCAAUCGUAAAUCCAGAGUAGCAGAGGCUGAUCGGUGGGCGAGGCGGCCAUCUGCUUCCUCUUCUCCUGCCUCCUUGCGAACCCUAGAAAUCAACAGUGGUUCCGGUCGAUUGCUGAGGCUCGCCCGCGGGCAGCUCCAUUCCCAAAUCCAGAGUAGCAGAUCGGCGGACGAGGCCUCGAGUUUGAGGGUGCCACCAAGUCCAUCCUCUUCCUCUUCUCCAACUCGACCAUCCCAUAUCCAGUGUAGCAGGACAGAUCGGCCGCUUCAAUCCCACACUCCAACGCAGCAGGUGCGGCACGCGAGUCGGCGACCAGAGUUGUUGCCAUUAGGAAAUAGAUAUAUGGAGAUGGAAUCGGGGAGGGGUCAUCUUAAUAUCCCACUAAGAGAGUUGAUGUCGCUGCUGCUGGUAGCAGUAGCGGUGGUCAUGGAAGCUGCAAUGUAG